CGCAAAGAUGCGUGAAAUCGUACACAUCCAGGCCGGGCAAUGCGGAAACCAGAUCGGCGGUAAAUUCUGGGAGGUGAUCUCGGACGAGCAUUGCAUAGAUGCGACCGGAACGUACUACGGCGACAGUGAUCUGCAGCUGGAGCGCAUCAAUGUCUACUACAACGAGGCCACCGGUGCGAAGUAUGUUCCCCGGGCCAUCCUGGUUGACCUCGAGCCCGGCACCAUGGACUCGGUUCGAUCUGGUGCCUUUGGCCAGAUCUUCCGACCGGACAACUUCGUCUUCGGCCAGUCUGGUGCCGGCAACAACUGGGCCAAGGGCCAUUACACAGAGGGUGCCGAACUGGUGGACUCCGUCCUGGAUGUGGUGCGAAAGGAGUCGGAGGGCUGCGAUUGCCUGCAGGGUUUCCAACUAACCCACUCGCUGGGUGGCGGCACCGGCUCCGGCAUGGGCACCCUACUGAUCUCCAAAAUCCGCGAGGAGUACCCCGACCGCAUCAUGAACACCUUCUCGGUGGUGCCCUCGCCCAAGGUAUCGGAUACGGUGGUGGAGCCCUACAACGCCACCUUAAGUGUCCACCAGUUGGUGGAGAACACCGAUGAGACGUACUGCAUUGAUAAUGAGGCGUUGUACGACAUCUGUUUCCGCACACUUAAGCUCACGACUCCGACUUACGGUGACCUCAAUCAUCUGGUUUCGGCCACCAUGUCUGGGGUGACAACCUGCCUUCGGUUCCCCGGCCAGCUGAACGCUGAUCUUCGCAAGCUGGCGGUGAACAUGGUGCCCUUCCCCCGGCUGCACUUCUUCAUGCCCGGAUUCGCUCCUCUCACCUCGCGAGGAUCGCAGCAGUAUCGGGCUCUCACCGUGCCCGAAUUGACCCAGCAGAUGUUCGAUGCCAAGAACAUGAUGGCCGCCUGUGAUCCGCGACAUGGUCGCUACUUGACCGUGGCCGCCAUCUUCCGGGGUCGCAUGUCCAUGAAGGAGGUGGACGAGCAGAUGCUGAACAUCCAGAACAAGAACAGCAGCUUCUUCGUCGAGUGGAUCCCGAACAAUUGCAAGACGGCGGUGUGCGAUAUUCCACCCCGGGGUCUCAAGAUGUCGGCCACCUUCAUUGGGAACUCUACGGCCAUCCAGGAGCUCUUCAAGCGCGUUUCGGAGCAGUUUACGGCCAUGUUCAGGAGGAAGGCCUUCCUGCAUUGGUACACCGGCGAGGGCAUGGACGAAAUGGAGUUCACCGAGGCCGAGAGCAACAUGAAUGAUCUGGUAUCGGAGUACCAACAGUACCAGGAAGCCACUGCCGACGAGGAGGGCGAAUUCGAUGAGGACGAAGAGGGUGGCGGCGAUGAAUAGGUUUUUUUCACCACAACCCACAUCUACAUCAUCCUCCCCAUCAAACACUAGACAACCAACGACCCAACACAAGCUAGCGGACGACCACUGAUGGCAACCUAAAAUCGAGCACAAUUUACACUGUUCCUUCGGUUAGCACAGAUUGAAAAGCAAAUCCUGUCGAUUGUACAUAUUUCCUCUACGGAUUUUUGUGAGAUUACACAUCACACACGGAGAUUAUCCCUGUUAUCUCUUGUUGCAAUUGCUGUGAAUUCUAGGUUAACAAAUAAACCUUUUAGUUUUCAAACGACACGCAUAAUUAA
Drosophila rhopaloa is the source of this 1650-nucleotide messenger RNA. RefSeq names its product tubulin beta-2 chain (gene betaTub85D). Gene Ontology annotation, biological process: microtubule cytoskeleton organization; mitotic cell cycle. The transcript is spliced from 2 exons. NCBI's taxonomy places the organism in Eukaryota, Metazoa, Arthropoda, Insecta, Diptera, Drosophilidae. Gene Ontology annotation, cellular component: microtubule; cytoplasm. Gene Ontology annotation, molecular function: GTPase activity; structural constituent of cytoskeleton; GTP binding. The record is from RefSeq and is a predicted model, not a curated record. The coding region runs from base 8 to 1348 and encodes 446 amino acids.